Messenger RNA from Betta splendens (Siamese fighting fish), 4019 nucleotides. RefSeq names its product zinc finger protein 296 (gene znf296). The transcript is spliced from 3 exons. Gene Ontology annotation, cellular component: nucleus. NCBI's taxonomy places the organism in Eukaryota, Metazoa, Chordata, Actinopteri, Anabantiformes, Osphronemidae. The record is from RefSeq and is a predicted model, not a curated record. Bases 276 to 2360 code for a protein of 694 amino acids. Gene Ontology annotation, biological process: positive regulation of transcription by RNA polymerase II. Gene Ontology annotation, molecular function: RNA polymerase II cis-regulatory region sequence-specific DNA binding; DNA-binding transcription factor activity.
GAAGGCGGGGUCAGAGUCCCAGAAGCUGGUCGGCGGGCGGUGCCUACGGUCGCCCAUGCCCCUUUUCGCCCUCCGCUCGCUGCGGGGGAAGCAGCGUGAACUUGAACGCUCCCUUCACUGCUCAGUGCGAGUCCAGGCAGAGGCCAGCCAGUCUUAUCAGUCCCCCCUCGCGCUUCGGUCAACUUAUCGGUGAAGGAGCAGCUGGACGGCUCUGGACUGGGAGGGUUUGCUCUCUGGGACCCAGAAAAGGUGCCAAACCCGGAACGCUCGACACGAUGUCCAGGCGCAAACUUGGAAGCAAACCGCAGCACCUGAGUGCAAUUCAAGACGUCACUGACACGGCGGGUGGCACCAGCGCGUCUGACGACCCGCCGCCGCCGCCGCCCGCCCCGGCGCCUCCCGUCGGCGCCGCCGCCGAGGACCACGACCUCCUGACCUGUGGCCAGUGCAGCCGGGCCUUCCCGCUCGCCCACAUCCUCGCCUUCAUCCAGCACAAGCAGGGCGGCUGCCGGUCCCGAGGCCGGGCCCCGGGCGCCAGCGCCGCGCCGCCCUCGCCCGCCCACCGGGCCCAGCAGCGCGCCGGCGCCGCCAGGCCCGGGCCGGGCUUCAUCGAGCUGAGGAGGGGGGUCUGGGCCGAGGAGCCCGGCGUGAGGGUGGAGGCCGGCAGAGCAGCGGCCGACGAGCCGCCCUACUUCGCCUGUCAGCAGUGUGAGGGCCUGUUCCCGUCGGCCUGGGCGCUCCUGCAGCACGCGCAGCACGCGCACUCCUUCAGCAUCUACCAGGAGGACGAGGACGAGGACGCCGCGGGCGGGGGCGGCGCCGCCACGGAGCACAAAGCCGCCGCGGCCACUCUGGACCCCCGUCACCUGAGCCAGGCCCUGGCCUCGGCCUUCCAGCCCCCCGGCCUGCGGCCCGGUCGCCCCCGUCAGACGCACGGCGCCGCCCCCGGCUCCUCCAGGAACGCGCAGGCCCUGAACUUCUCGGUGCGGCUCAUGGAGCUGGCGGAGGGGAACAACACCACCACGGGCAGUUCCCUCGGAGGCCUGGUCCUGUCGCCCUCCUCCUCCCCACCGGCCGCGUCCCCCUUUCCUCAGACCGGCGCCCUCCAGACUGACUUUCACUGCGAGAUGUGCGACCAGAACUUCCAGUCCCUGCGCGCCCUGUCCUCCCACCGCCGCACUCACACGUGCGAGAGGCCGUACCACUGCGGGGUGUGUGGGCAGGCCUUCGCCCAGAGCGGCCAGCUGGCCCGUCACAUACGGAGCCAUCACAGGGAAGCUGGAGGCGGAGGAAGUGGGUAUGAGCCGGUGGAGAUGGUCAUGAUGGAGGAUGGAGACGUAGGGCGGCAGGGGGGGAGGGGGAGGUAUCAGAUGCAGCAAGGGGGGAACAUGGUUAAGGGAAUGGUGGGUCCAGAUGUGAGAGCCCCGGGCCCAUCGGAGCACGACCUGGCUCUGCCCAAACACCCGUCCAUAGCUUCGGGCCUGAUGCUGCUGACCUCGCAGGUGAGACCCCCGGAGCUGCUGCGGCUGUACCAGCCCCAGAGAGAGGGCGCCGAGGAGGAGGCCGAGGGGCAGGGGGAGCCCCAGCACACCUCGCCCUGCGCCAGCCCCUCCGAAGGCUCGCUGGAGAGCGGCGAGACCGGCGGCAGCGGCGAGAGCGGGAUCGCCAGCGGCAACUGCACGCCCAAGCGCCCGGAGGCGGGCGAGCGGGAGGGCGAGAGAGGGGAGGUGGAGCGGGAGAGGGAGUGGGGCGCCGGCAAAGCGGGCGAGGCGGCGCACGAGUGGCAGCGGGAGCACGAGUGGCGGGGCGGGGCGGCGGGCGGCCACGGCGGCGGCGCGGCGGCGAGCGCCGCGGGCAAGAAGAAGAAAGACGAGGCCUGCGAGUUCUGCGGUAAGCAGUUCAGAAAUAGCAGCAACCUGACUGUGCACCGCCGCAGCCACACAGGUGAGCGGCCCUACCGCUGCGGCCUCUGCAACUACGCCUGCGCUCAGAGUUCAAAGUUGACGCGCCACAUGAAGACGCACGGCGCCCAGGGGGCCAAGGCCUCCUUCCUGUGCCAGCUGUGCGCCGUGCCGUUCACCGUCUACGCCACCCUGGAGAAGCACCUGAAGAAGGUCCACGGCCUGAGCCACGCCAGCGUGGGCGCGUAUGCGCAGGCCAGCGCCGCCGACACGCUGGCCGCCAUCAAGGCCGAGGAGGAGGCGGUGGUGGUGAAGAUGGAGGAGGACGAGGUGAGCCUGGACGUGGCGGAGGCGGAGCCUAAAGGGAUGGAGGCGGAGGAGGAGGGGAUGCGGGCGGAGGCCGGCGCGGGCGACCUCGCGCCCGGAGGUGCCGGCGAGGCCGCGGCCGCCGCACCGUGAGCCCCGCCCGCCCCGCCCGCCCCCGGCGCCCCCCCCCCAUCAGACGCGUGACCCCCCCCCCACCGUAAAACUGACAGUCGAGUUAAACUGGAACCCGGUUUGAAAGAAGGCGCCGAGGCGAGCGGCAGCCAGCAGCUCACGAUUGUAUGCGAAGCUCCCGGGUGAAACUAAGUGCCUACAGUUUGUUUAGACCACAGAGCAAAACAAGGCCGUGACAUUCAGCGGGGAGAUUACCAGAGCUCUCGAACAGGAAGUGCAACCGCCACAGUCCACACCGACACAGGAAACUGAUCACCAUGUUGCAGCGCAGGAUGCAAAAGACGAGUGAUUUAUGUCUCUGGUGACCCACUGGACAGGUGGAGACCCAGAAUUCUACAGAGCACAGGGUAUAUGGAAUUAAAACAGCAUAGCAAUAGAGCAAUCGUAAUAUAUAUUCAGCAGGUGGCGGGAGGUCACGCUGCCUCGCUGCUUCUCGCUCUCUUCUUCUGAGAAGACCUUUUAAAGACUACAGCCGUCUGAACAGACCCGAGGGUGAAACCAAUCCAAACACUGUCCGCCUGCACUUCCUCAGACUUCUGGUUUUAAAGGUGUUUGGUUGUCACAACACUCGUCACUUAACGUAAUGUUUACAGGGUUCCGGGGCCGAGCGAGGUUGUGCUCCCGAGCCUGUGACAGAGCGAACCGAGACUCUGAUCUGCUGGUUUUCUUUCCAUGAGUAGCUUCUAUGCAUAAAAAACUGCAAUUGUACUUCCAUGCGAAACGGGUGUGUGUACUUUGUUCUUCGGUAUAUUUCUGUUCCAUUGUUUACAUUUGUAAAGUGCUGAACUGCUUGAAGCUUAUGCAUGUUUUGCUGCAAAUUGAUAUGUUUUAUUUCUUUGCCUGUGUUUAAAUUCCUUUUUUUUUUUUGUAAUUUAUGAAUGCUGCACGUUAGUGAAAAAGUCUGUCCUGCUGCUGAGACACAGGGUUGACAGAGGCAGUGGUUGACGGUUGAUUGGUGGAGUUUUGUGGUAGGCUGCCAAGCAAGCACUUGGUGUGUGUGUGUGUGUGUGUGUGUGUGUGUGUGUGUGUGUGUGUGUGUGUGUGUGUGUGUGUGUGUGUGUGUGUGUGUGUGUGUGUGUGUGUGUGUGUGUGUGUGUGUGUGUGUGUGUGUGUGCGCGCACGUACGUACGUGUACAUAGGAGGUACCGGGCUCUCCUCUAAGCCCCUGUCCUCCUGCGGUCUCGGGUUCCGAGCGUGCCUCGCCGGGUCAUGAUCCCCGGGUCGCGGCUCAGCCGGACGGAGGCUUCGAGCCGAGCGCUACCGUUUGCUGUCGUGUCCACUGUGAUGACUUUGUGCUACUGUAUCUGAGCUCUACUUACAUUCACGUCAGGGAAAAAACAAGUUAAUGUGUUUUUGUUUUGAGUGCGAUUACGAGUGAGCGCAGUGUAACUGUUCAGGGAUGCUUUUUGUACAUAGACUUCCAUUCUUGCUGUUCCUAUACUCAUUGUUGUUGGUAUUACUGUAUUAACUGACUGUUACAUGCCCUCCACUUUUCCCAGCAUCGUCUCCUUUACACCCAACACUGGCUAUUGUCAAGCUGCACCGCUCUGCUGUGUCUUUGUGAACUUGACACCCUUUUGUACCAUGUCAUGAGGAGCCUCAAUAAAGAUUUGAGGUGGA